Messenger RNA from Strongylocentrotus purpuratus (purple sea urchin), 3665 nucleotides. RefSeq lists its product as uncharacterized. Bases 873 to 3665 code for a protein of 930 amino acids. Gene Ontology annotation, molecular function: CCR4-NOT complex binding. The record is from RefSeq and is a predicted model, not a curated record. The transcript has 12 exons. NCBI's taxonomy places the organism in Eukaryota, Metazoa, Echinodermata, Echinoidea, Camarodonta, Strongylocentrotidae. Gene Ontology annotation, biological process: Rac protein signal transduction.
AGCUCAGUGCGUUAAAUAUAGCGGCAGCGCAGAGUAGUAGGCUAGUGGAUUUUCUCUACGAAUUGAGUCUACAUUACAGCGCUGACAUCGGCAUAUGACAAAUCGAGAUUUGAGGAGAGAUGAACUAUUUGACAAAUGUCGUCUUUCUCAGCUGGUUUCUGAGAAAGCAGCGUGUCAAAAAAGAUCAGCAUCAGCGCAUCUUAUGAAACCACCCCGCAUUUUGUGAGAAGAGCACAGAUUUCUGAGGCUCCGUCCAAGAGGAGGUGAUACCAAACUCAAAAUCUUUACCUUCUCCAAGAAUUUUCUCCGUCAAGAUCUGCGUAUUUUGAAAGACUCUAAUAUAAGGGAGAGUUCAACUAAUGAGGAGACAAGUUGAUUAAUAUUGUCCUUUUUAAAGACCUAAUAAGUCAGGGAUAUGGUUUUUUAAUGAAACGUGUCACUAGAUUUAAUGAGAGCAAAAGGAAAUGUGAAGUAUAAAAGAUCCUUCCAUCACUGUUAAAAGCCUUUGCCUUUGUAAAUGACAGUGAAUAGCGUGGUUCGCUCUGAAUGUGUGCAGUUUUCAUGAAGGGAUGCAUUGAGGUAGAGUCAGGAUGGCUUUCUUUUCAUCAGAAGCAGAGUGACUGACAGUGCAGCUUCUUCAAUCACUCCAUCUCGUAAAGGGAGUAACUAAAAGUCAUUAGUAGUUUCUGACAGUCAAUUAUGUAUCAUGCAGCCAAGAGAUAUUACUAGUCGAGGGCCUGGCUGAGCCCAACCAAAUCACAUCGGAGUCUUAGGAAACAAAUUUUUCAAAGAAGUUACGGGUCAUCUUGGUGAUUCGUUCGUAACCAACCAUUUUGUUGUUGUCUACACACUUGGACUAUCCCGAAGUGACUAUGUCUGUGGGGGACCAUGGCAAGAGCCGCUCACAGUUCCACCGGACCCUUCCCACCAACACCUUUGCAACCAAUCUUGAAGACUUGCAGACCUACAGCAAACAAUGUCUGACUGCAAUGAACUCGAUGUGUCAGGCCAGCGGGCACCUGGCCGAGACGUUUGCUGCCCUCUUCCACGACACCUCCCUGGCGGAGGCAGCUCUAAGGAUGCAGGAGGUGACCCAUGACCUCGGGUCGCGGACGCAGGACGCCAGCACCCACGUGGAAGAAGACGUUACAGCCAUGAUGAAUAGAAUCAUCAACAAGGGCAGCAGUCACAAGUCAGAAGAAGGUGUCCAGACCUUGGCUCAAUGUUUCUUGCUGAUGCUGCAGACCCAAUAUCACUUCUUCCAAACUGCCGCUGACCUUCAUGCACCUUUGAGUCGUUAUCAGGAGCUUGAAGACCUGUUCAUCGGUGAGGAGUGCCAACCAGAAGUCAGGGAUGCUUGUACAUCAUGGAUGUCAGCUGGUCAGCUGACGAGACCUCUCCGUCGUGGGGAUACCUUAGCAUCAGACGAGGUUCAUCUGCUAGAGACUGGCAGAGGCAAGUCUAGUCAUAAAGAUCCUAAACUCAUGGAAGCUAGAAGGAAACUAGAAUCACAGUCAAUGAUCUACAAGCAUGAGAUUGCCAUCUUGCCCCAGACGAGCUUUGCUCUACUCGGUGGGUUUCAUCUGCACCUACAAUGCCUUUCGAUGCUCCUACGCUCAUGCUGUAUGCCUAGUGAAGCACAGGACAUCAUUAAUAGACAUGGGAGCAACCAAUUAGCAGCUAUGGCCAUGGGCAUAGGUAGUCAGUCUACAGUAGGUCAAGCACAACCUCAGGUAAACCAGCAGGAAUGGUUUGAGGCUGUGUGUAGAGAACUCAAGACGACAACCCUUCAGGUCGAUGGGACGCUUUGCAGGCAGACGUCCAACACCGAGGAGGAUUUUAACAUCAAGAUGAAAACCAUCAACAACCUAGUGAAAGACCUAGCAGCUCACCUAGGUUUAAUGGUAGAUGUCCAGUCUAUUACAGCGCAGAUUGUGAGCCAUGCAUGUUCAUCAUUGGCUCAUCUUCAUAGUCAAACAGCUGUACAACUCCUCUUUGGAAGGGCUUAUGUGGUAACAGCUCGGUCUGCCGAGGUGUCUGAGCCUUACAAGAGGUACGCCCAGGUUACGUCACAAGAAGGAGCGAUCGUGGUCGAGGUUCCAUCGGUAUGGGACCUAGUGAUGGUGAGUGGAGCUGGUCUCCAAGGGGCGUGUCCUCCUGAGCUACAGGAUAAUAACAAUACAGGUUCAAGCCAGCAGACUGAGCAGCAUCAGCAGCAGCAGCAGCAGCAGUCUGGGCUAGGGGCAUGUGAAGUGGUCUACUCAGCCAAGAUUGAUCUGGUGGAUGUGGUGGAAAGAAGAAGAAUAUCCCUACCCAUCAUCCAAGUGAAGUUGGUCAAGAAGGACAUCUCUAUCACAGUGACCGGUCCACACACCAGUAUGUCCAGCACCUCAAUGACCUCUACGACCCAGUCUGAGAGCCUCUCCUCACCCAGCGGUAUGAAGCGUACCAUCGAAAAGCUCGUCUCUAAGUUCCGUCAGAGAGUCCCCAUCAGCAAGGCGUCGCCCAUGUCGUCCUCCUCCCCGUCUGCUUCUACCGCCUCCGCGUCCCGUUCAGCCUUCUACCUCCCCAUUAGCCAGCUGGAGGUCCAGGCAGCGGUCGGGGGAGGGGUCAGUCCGGGAAGCACCAGUCAUACAGCCUGCAGCAGCUUGCUGUCUUCGCCAUCGAUAUCGAGUGGGUCAUCGACGAUGUCGUCUAAUAGCAGUCUGUAUGACAGGGAGACUCCUGAUUCUGAUGGACCCAAGAAUGCCAAGAUGGUGCCUGGUGAGAAGGUCUUCAAGCCUGAUCCCAAGGACUUUGAUGGCAAGAGUCCGAUGGUGGGACCAACAGUGACUAUUACAUCAGAACCUAGUCCAGUAGAGGAGAAGAACCACUGGGAGACAUCCAUUAUGAGACAACAUGAUUUGACAAGAACCAAGAAGGGUCUAGCCUCUGACUCUGUCCUGGCUGACCUAGUCAAUCUCCUAUCUGGAGUGAGAGCCAGGUCCUCCUCCCAUCUAGAUCCUGGAACCCAAGGACACAAACCGUUCCAUGACAGCGUCACCCGUACCUCCAGCUCCAGCAGUACCAGCAGCCAAGGUGGUGGAGGAUGGGGUGGGCGUGGUGACGGCAUCGACAACGGCAACCGCUUCGGGAACUACAACCCGACGUUCCAGGAAGGGGAUCUGAUAGAUCGCAUCCAGGACCAGCAAUCUAGCAUGUGGCCUAUCAAGGCCUUCCAUCAACAAGCCCCACAUCAGAGCCAGCAGGAGAUGCCGCACCGCAGAACGUCCUUCGAUAACAACAACGAGGCAGAUUUCGCCAACUACAUAGCCAUGAACCAGCUGGGGAAGCGGUCGAAGCGUUACGGGGAUAACUUGAACGUUGGACAGCAGCAGCAUCCUGGACAUUCACCGCAGCUGUCUCCGAGGCCGCAUCAGAAGCAACAGCAGUGGAGUGUGGGGAGCGUCAAAGAGGAAGGUCCUAUGAGCAAGACAUGGCCAUCAUCAGAUGUGGUUCCUGAAAGGAAUGAGAAUCUGAACAACACAUGGUCCAACCCAGCCCAUGAUUCUGGGAGCUCUAGUGAUGAAGCAUCUAACAGCGGAGAGAACCCAAAUACUCUCAUGUCUAUGGUCCACAGCUCACCUGCAGGAGCAGGUCUACUUACUCCCGUAUCAAGAAGGUAA